Molecule: messenger RNA, 1197 nt
Organism: Labeo rohita (rohu)
Lineage: Eukaryota; Metazoa; Chordata; Actinopteri; Cypriniformes; Cyprinidae
Product: cytosolic sulfotransferase 3-like
Exons: 8
Coding region: 14-1027 (337 amino acids)
Biological process (GO): sulfation
Cellular component (GO): cytoplasm
Molecular function (GO): sulfotransferase activity
Source: RefSeq, a predicted model, not a curated record
ACUGCAUGGUGUUAUGAAAUGUAGUUUAACAAGGACGAGCUGCAAGAAACAUCUGAAGGGAGCAAAAGAGUUGUGCAAAAAGGGAGGAAAAGAUUACGAAAACAUUUGUCAAGGAAUCGCCAUAAUGGAAAUCCCUGACUUUUCGUCAGUUAAACUACAAAGGCCUGAACUGGUUGAUUUUGAGGGAAUUUCUAUGACCCACUACUUCACUGACAACUGGGAAAAGGUGAAAAACUUUCAAGCAAGACCUGAUGACAUUCUAAUCGCCACUUACCCCAAAGCAGGUACCACCUGGAUGUCAUAUAUUCUGGACCUUCUGUAUUUUGGUAAUGAUGCUCCAGAGCGCCAGACUUCCCAGCCUAUCUAUAUGAGAGUGCCAUUCCUGGAGUCAUUUUUUAAAGUGAUACCAUCAGGGACAGAGCUGGCUGAUAAUCUGCCCACAUCUCCUCGCCUCAUCAAAACUCAUUUACCUGUUCAGCUUGUGCCCAAGUCCUUCUGGGAGCAGAACUCAAGGAUUGUGUAUGUAGCACGGAAUGCAAAAGACAUUGCCGUUUCCUAUUUUCAUUUCAAUCAAAUGACCAUGGUGCAGCCUGACCCAGGAGACUGGAACACUUUCUUACAGAAAUUUAUGGAAGGAAAGAGUGUGUUUGGUCCUUGGUUUGAUCAUGUCAGUGGAUGGUGGGAGAAAAAACAGACAUAUUCUAAUUCACUAUACCUGUUCUAUGAAGAUCUGGUUGAAGACACAGGACGUGAGGUGGAACGUUUGUGCUCCUUCUUGGGUUUGUCCACUUCUGUUGAAGAGAGGGAGAAAAUAUCGAAAAGUGUUCAGUUUGAUGCUAUGAAACAGAACAAGAUGACCAACUAUUCCACUAUCCCAGUCAUGGACUUCAAGAUCUCACCCUUCAUGCGGAAAGGUAAAGUUGGAGACUGGAAAAAUCACUUCACUGUGGCACAGAAUGAACAGUUCGAUGAGGUCUACAAACAGAAGAUGAAGAACACCACUGUCAAGUUCCGCACUGAGAUUUAAUACUUGAGUUCUGGAUCUCUAAAAAUGUGUCUGACUGAAGUCUAAAUGCAGUUAAUUUAGAGACAUUUGACUUAUAAUUAAAUAUACAGUAAUUAAGCCAUUUAUAGGUUGACUUAUGUGGAAAAAUUGUAAAGCUUUCAAAACAAACCAGUGACAUGACUUAGUUCAAA